This is a messenger RNA of Zea mays, 918 nucleotides long. RefSeq names its product thyroid receptor-interacting protein 6-like. NCBI's taxonomy places the organism in Eukaryota, Viridiplantae, Streptophyta, Magnoliopsida, Poales, Poaceae. The record is from RefSeq and is a predicted model, not a curated record. The transcript has 4 exons. Bases 1 to 606 code for a protein of 201 amino acids.
AUGGGUGGCCGGCCGACAUUGGAGGGGGGGAGAAAGGGCGGCGCGAUUGGAUCCUUCGAUGGCCAGCGCGCCCUGGCUUCCCGCCCGCGCGCCCGCGCGAGCGCCGAGCCACCGCAUCCUAUCGUCCUGCGCUUGGGCCCCACUCACCAAUCUGCCCCACGCCCCACCUCCUGUUUAUCUUCUCCGAAACCGCCCUCCACGCAUGACUCCCCCACGACGGUUCCAUUUGCCCCAGCACCCCAUUUCCCUCUCCCUCUCCCUCACACGCGCCCACACCUCCGCUGCCACCGCCGUUCACGCCGUGCUGCAUCUGCAGCCGCGCCAUCGCCCAUCACCUGGUGCCCCGCCGCUCUGAGCUCGCAUCGUCGUCCGCCGAGGAGCCUGCGUGGAGCCGUUGCCGAGAUCGCGAUUUGUUUCCGCGCUCCGAGGAAUCGACGAUCAAGCGUCGGCGACCAAAUGAUCAAGCUCUCUGAGUUUUAUGAGGUUGAAGAUCCUGAGCAUCUGUUUGGUGAAGGUUGCCUUUGGUGCAAUCUAUACUCAAGUAAAGAAGAAGGCGUCGAGGCGGAUCUCCAGGAGUUCCAGGACUUCGACGAGUUCGAGGAUUAGGCUAGCGACCACCCCCAGUCAGCUGUCUGUGGUGGGUUUAUUUACGUUGGCUACGUUUCUAUUCUGUGUACUUUGAUUAUAUUAUGUAAAUGACUCUAGUCUUUAUAUUAUUACUUACUCUUUAUUGUUAUUCGAAGCAUUGUGCUAUGAUGAGUCAUUUAUGUAAUCGCCGUGUACGUGAAUUUCUGAUCCUGGCACGUACAUGGUUUGCAUUCGGUUUGCCUUCUGAAACCGGGUGUGACAUAAGUGGUAUCAAAGCCUUGCUGACUGUAGGACCGCUAUCCUAGAGUAGCAUUGGCCGUUUUAAGGACU